AUAUCAUGUUCUUCCACUUCACACAUAAUGAAAGAGGAAGAGGAAACCAUUAAGCCGCUUUAGAAAAAUAAAAUAAAUAUGAGACCUUUCAGCUUCCUCUAGGAUCGGGGCAUUACCAGUGACAUCAUUAGAUGUUCUCAUACUUCUAUAUAACCCGGUAUCCUCUGCAGUUUACAGAUUGUGAUAUUUGGCUGAAACAAGGAAGCAAAGGUACUCACAUCAUCAUCAUCAUCGCAGCAGCUUCAGACUCUGUUCCAGCGACAAACGCAAAAAUGAUGCUUCUACCGAUGACUCUAAUGUUCAUCUUGCUAUACCUGGAUCCACUGCAUGGAGCUUGGGACCUGCAGGUCAAGAAAAACACAAUGGUAGUAGAUGUUGCUGAGAAUCCAUCAGUAAAUGUAAAGUGCCGCACUCAGGACCAUCAAACUGUCCAUUGGAAGAAGAAAACCCGAAAGCAACGAUCCGACAAUGGGAUACUAAAGCUGACAGUGACGGAACAUGCUGACGUUGGGAAUUUUACUUGUCACUCAGAUAAAGGACUCAUUCUGGAUUAUAAAGUCAUUCUAUUACAUGAGGAAAACUUAGAGCAACGCAAGAAGAUAUUGUCAAAGUCGGGAGAAAUAUUGAAAUGUUCAGUAAAAAACUACAGUGGCAACUUUAGUUGUUUCUGGAAUUCAACAGAUGACAGCAAUAUCGAAUUUUUCUUUAAAGCUCAUAGAGGUGAUAAUGACAGCAUAUCCUGCGAUGAGCCUGUAAAAAAUAAAGGUCAAUACAGUGUGGAGUGCCGCGAUACCCAAUCCUGCAUUUAUGAAGAAGAGGAACAAAGCAUCACGGUUGAUCUGCAUGUAAUUCAACAACAUAAAUACGAGAAUUAUACAUUGGCUUUCAUGCUAAGGGAAAUCACCAAGCCUGAUCCCCCUCAAGAACUAGAUAUUAACAACACAAAAGAUCACAAACAUGUUUCCAUACACUGGAAGUACCCAAAAACCUGGUGUAACCGCCAUUCAUUUUUCCCACUCAUCUUCAAUGUUCAGAUAAAAAAGGAUGAAAAAACCACAGAGCAUCAAACUGACCAUACCACCUUUAAGUUGGAGGACAAACACAUUGAAUCCUUCUGUGUCCAAGCUAAAGACAAGUUCUUCAACUCAUCCUGGAGCGAAUGGUCAUGUUACAAGAGAAUGGUGAAGAAGGCUACUAAAGGUAAUACAAUAACAUCCUAUUUAGUGGCCGAAGGCUCUGGUCAGGGGGCAGAGAGCCCAAAGAAAAAAGGGACCCUAGCCUCCCCAGUAAAAAAUACUGCUGACCCAGAAGUAUACCACGCCUUAGAGGAGACCCCGGGAAUGAGUAAGGAUAAAGGUAAAAAGGGUAUAACACCUGGGGGUAAAGGGGUAAGCAAGGAUCAGAAAUCCCCAGAGAAACAGCAACAACCUGACUACCCCCCUGAAGGACCACAAGCCCCUCCUACCAAGCAAGAUAUGACAGAUAUGAUGGAGAUGAUAUCAUGUUUAGAACGGACAGUGAAAGGGGAGAUGGGAGCAACAAGGAAAGACAUACAGAGUGUGUUACAGAGGGUAGAAGGUUUAGAAGAGCAACUGGAAGAGCACAAAAAUGCAAUUGAUGAACUGAGAGGCCGUGCAGAUAAUGAUUGGAUAGAGAUAAGAAACACACGAUAUAGAUUGGAGGACCAAGAGAACCGCAGCAGGAGGAAGAACUUGCGGGUAAGGGGCCUCACGGAAGAGGUAAAGGAUGGAGAACUUGAUCAUCGGUUAUUAGAAGGACUGAGAAGUGUAGACAUAAAAUCCAUAACGCUGUCAGACCAUGCCCCAGUGGUGAUGUCUCUAGAUGUUGGGGAGGUCCCGCUGGAGCAGAAAACAUGGAAAAUAGAUGAAUCUCUCCUAAAUAACAUCAAGAUAGCCGAUGAUCUGGAAAGGGAUAUGUGCCUAUUCUUUCAGGAGAAUGACAUAGAAAAUGUAGCGCCCUCAACGCUAAGGGAAACACACAAGGUAUACAUGAGAGGGAGGUUGAUUGCUGAAAAAGUUAAAAGAAAUUAA
Molecule: messenger RNA, 2051 nt
Organism: Rana temporaria (common frog)
Lineage: Eukaryota; Metazoa; Chordata; Amphibia; Anura; Ranidae
Gene: IL12B
Product: interleukin 12B
Exons: 9
Coding region: 132-2051 (639 amino acids)
Biological process (GO): immunoglobulin mediated immune response; cytokine-mediated signaling pathway
Cellular component (GO): external side of plasma membrane
Molecular function (GO): protein binding; cytokine receptor activity
Source: RefSeq, a predicted model, not a curated record